Molecule: messenger RNA, 1524 nt
Organism: Chanos chanos (milkfish)
Lineage: Eukaryota; Metazoa; Chordata; Actinopteri; Gonorynchiformes; Chanidae
Gene: lplb
Product: lipoprotein lipase
Exons: 10
Coding region: 1-1524 (507 amino acids)
Biological process (GO): very-low-density lipoprotein particle remodeling; lipid catabolic process
Molecular function (GO): lipoprotein lipase activity; apolipoprotein binding
Source: RefSeq, a predicted model, not a curated record
AUGGGAAAAGAAAAUAUCUGGCUGCUGAUCGUUGGGAUUUAUUUUAUCAAGACCUGCGCUCCUCUCUCAAAUACCACUGAAUCACCCCUUUCCAAAAACAGCACUGAGACUGUAGUAGACUACAGUGAUGUAGAGUCCAAAUUCUCAGUACGCACUGCAGAGGAGCCAGACGAAGACGUGUGCUACCUCAUACCUGGGAAGCCUGAGACUAUUGCACAAUGUAACUUCAAUACUGAGGGCCAGACCUUCUUGAUAAUACACGGAUGGUCGGUGGCUGGACUUUUUGAGAGCUGGAUCUAUAAGCUCGUCUCAGCAUUGUUUGAGCGAGAACCGACCGCAAAUGUCAUUGUGGUGGAUUGGCUGCAUAGGGCAAGCCAACACUAUCCCACCUCAGCUGAAAACACCAAACUGGUGGGGCAAGAUGUGGCAAAGUUUGUCAACUGGUUAGAGGGCUUAGAAUACCCUCUGGAUAAGAUCCAUGUUCUGGGCUACAGUCUGGGAGCACAUGUGGCAGGGAUUGCAGGAAACUUAACUAACAGCAAAGUUAACCGAAUCACAGGUUUGGACCCAGCUGGCCCAAGCUUUGAGAAUGCAGAUUCUCUCAGACGCCUGUCUCCUGAUGAUGCUAAAUUUGUGGAUGUCCUGCACACCAACACCAGAGGCACUCCAGACCUGAGCAUUGGCAUUCAGCGUCCUGUGGGCCACGUGGACAUAUAUCCCAAUGGUGGUACUUUUCAACCUGGCUGCAGCCUGCAAAACACAAUGAGGAUGAUUGCCACCUAUGGCUUCUACAACAUGGACCAGCUUGUGAAGUGUUCCCAUGAGCGUGCAGUGCACUUGUUCAUUGACUCGCUCGUGAACCAAGCUCAGCAGAGCUGGGCUUACCGCUGUGGCUCUAAAGACUCUUUCAACAAGGGCCUGUGUCUCAGCUGCCGCAAGAACCGCUGCAACAAGCUGGGCUACAGCGUUAACAAGAUCCGUACAACCAGGAGCACCAAGAUGUACCUCAAAACCAGAGCGAUGAUGCCAUACAAAGUUUUCCAUUAUCAGAUUAAGGUCCACAUCUUCAACCAAAAAAAUGUAAGCCUGGUAGAGCAGCCGCUGAAAGUGUCCCUCUAUGGAACCCAUGGAGAAAGGGAAGAAAUCACUGUCACUAUGCCCGGUAUGAUUACCAACACCACCAUCUCUUUCCUGGUGACCUCAGAUGUGGACGUAGGAGAGAUUCUGAUGAUCAAGAUGCAAUGGGAGAAAGACUCCUACUUCUCUGGCUUCUUUGGUGCCAACGAAUUCAUGAUACGUAGACUGCGAGUCAAAUCUGGUGAAACACAAGCAAAGGCUAUUUUCCAAACCAAGGAAGGUGAAUUUGGAUACCUCAAACAGGGUGGGGACACUCUUGUCUUUGUGAAGUCCAAAGAAAAUCCAGUGAGCAGAAGGGAAGAGAGGUUACACAGAUUGAAAAUGCAUGGGAGUUUUUUCAAACAAGGUAUGAAUGAAGCAGAAAAGGAAAUGAAGGAGAACUCUUGA